GGAAAGGUUAUUGUCGAGCCGAGAGGACGAAAUGCUUCGUUAGAAAGGAUGGAUUUUAUUUUAAGGUCUGCCCGGAGAGGCCAUUGGAGGAAGAGCGCCACGUGACAGAGGGGUGCCAAUGUUAUUCUCCAAGGGUGUCAAGACCCUGUCAGUUUGCGAAAUAAAUAUUGGGAAACAACGAAAUGCAAAAAGCGACCUACUACGACAGCUCUGCAAUCUAUGGUGCCUACCCCUACCAAGGAGCAAAUGGUUUCACUUAUAAUGCGAGUCAGCAGCAAUAUCCUCCAUCUUCAUCACUUGUGGAAACUGAGUACCACCGCCCCGCGUGCUCCCUCCAGUCCCCUGGCAGCUCUGUGUCCCACCACAAGGCCAAUGACAUCAGUGAGAGUUGCAUGAGGACCCUCCCCAGUCAGACUCUCCAGCCCCCCAGCCUCGCUGACCCACAGGCUCCACCGCAGCCGCCUCCAGCCCAGCAGGCACAACCUCCACCUCCGACCUCCACUUCACCAUCUCAAAAUGCCAGCAGCAACCCUGCCCCGGCCAACUCCACCAAGAGCCCAGCUCUUAACUCACCCACCGUGUCCAAACAGAUAUUUCCAUGGAUGAAAGAGUCUCGGCAAAACACAAAGCAGAAAAACAGCAGUUCCAGUUCAGGUGAGAGUUGUGCUGGUGAUAAAAGCCCUCCAGGGCAAGCCUCCUCUAAGCGAGCCCGUACAGCUUACACAAGUGCCCAGCUGGUAGAACUGGAAAAGGAGUUCCACUUCAAUAGGUACCUUUGCAGGCCAAGAAGGGUAGAAAUGGCUAAUUUGCUCAAUCUCACAGAAAGACAGAUCAAAAUCUGGUUUCAAAACCGCAGAAUGAAAUACAAAAAGGAUCAAAAGGGAAAGGGUAUGAUGACCUCUUCAGGAGGACAGUCCCCAAGCAGAAGCCCUGUCCCUCCAGCUGCUGGGGGAUAUCUAAACUCUAUGCAUUCUUUAGUAAACAGUGUCCCCUACGAGCCCCAGUCGCCUCCACCAUUUAACAAGCCUCAUCAAAACACCUAUGGCAUCCCUGCAUCGUAUACUGCUCCUCUUAAUAAUUGCCCACCUCCUCAAAAGAGAUACACGGGGACAGCAGCUGUGACACCUGAAUAUGAUACUCAUCCUCUUCAAGGCAACGGUUAUGGGAAUCCACAUAUACAGGGAAGCCCCGUCUAUGUAGGGGGCAACUACGUGGAGACCAUGACCAAUUCUGGGCCUUCCAUCUUUGGUCUAACUCAUCUCCCUCAUCCUCCCUCUGCCAACAUGGACUACAGCGGGGCUGGGCCAAUGGCCAACAAUCACCACCAUGGACCUUGUGAUCCACAUCCAACGUACACAGACCUUACUGCUCACCAUCCUUCUCAGGGAAGAAUUCAGGAAGCGCCCAAACUCACUCAUCUGUAAGAGACGGGAGUCACUAAGAGGAACAGCAAGCCCCCAAGUUUUGGAAAGUACUCAUCCCUUCCCUUCUCUCUCCUCCCCCCAACAUGUGCCCUCCCCUUCCCUUCUCGUUUCUUUUGUUCGUUUUGGUUUGUUUUGUUUCCUUUCGUAAAAGCGUUUUCUAGUUUAUGUGACGUAGCAAUAUUUGUUGCUUGAAUUGCUCUAUAGUUUCACUAGUGGAUAUUUAUCUUCUUGAACUGUAGCCUUGUGUCUCACUUUGGGAGUAUGCAGAGGCUUUAUACUUUACCUUCUACACUUUUAUCAAAACAGGGUAUAUGAACAAAUUUUCUAUAAAAGGAAUUCUUAAAUGUGAAUUUGUUCGUACAUGAUUGAUCCCACGGGGAAGCAAUUUUUUUUAUUGCACUUCUUUUAAAUAGCAAGAAAGACAUCAAAAGCGCUUGGACAGGGACUUCCUGGACAAUUAUUGAUACGUGUAAGUCUUUCAAUGUGUGUAUGCUGGUGAACAUUCAGAUUUAUUUAUAUUUUUUUUUCGCAAACAUUGAAUAAUCUAAGUGUUUAAAAUUUUAUUUAUCCCCAUUUGUUCAUAUUUAUAUAUAUAUAUAAAAUCUGUACCCUGAAUAUUCAGGAGGCCAUAUAUUAGAUGGCAUAUCGGCACGUGUUAGAAAUAUCAUUUGAAAGGAAACUAUUAACUCCUUUUAUUGAAAAUAGUGAUAAUAAUGAUGAUGACGAUGCAAUAAAAUCUGGGAAAAAAGAUCACGGUUUGAAUAUUUUAUGUUUGUAACAUCCAGCUAGGCAAAAAGUGUGUGAAGCUGAAAAGGCUAGAUUUGUUUUGAAAGUUUUACAUUCCUUGCUGCUCA
Vidua chalybeata is the source of this 2278-nucleotide messenger RNA. It is a transcript of the gene HOXA3, whose product is annotated as homeobox A3. Lineage: Eukaryota; Metazoa; Chordata; Aves; Passeriformes; Viduidae. Gene Ontology annotation, biological process: regulation of transcription by RNA polymerase II. Gene Ontology annotation, cellular component: nucleus. Gene Ontology annotation, molecular function: DNA-binding transcription factor activity, RNA polymerase II-specific; RNA polymerase II cis-regulatory region sequence-specific DNA binding. The record is from RefSeq and is a predicted model, not a curated record. Bases 183 to 1424 code for a protein of 413 amino acids. The transcript is spliced from 3 exons.